This is a messenger RNA of Colletotrichum fioriniae, 1170 nucleotides long. Lineage: Eukaryota; Fungi; Ascomycota; Sordariomycetes; Glomerellales; Glomerellaceae. The record is from RefSeq and is a predicted model, not a curated record.
AUGGCCGACACUCUGGACGCCGUCCUCGCCAAGUACACCGCCUCCGCCAACGCCACAAAAGACAAGCUGCUAGGCGCCUCCUUCAUCGUCAUCAAUAGAGAUGCAGGCCGCAUUGACUUCCCAACUGAGGCGCGCCCCUGGGCCCUCAACACGUUCACCUACGUCGCAUCACUCACCAAGGCCAUCACUUCCACCGCCGUCAUGCAGCUCGUCGAGCAAGGCCGCCUACGUCUCGACGACGACAUGCGCAAGAUCGUGCCUGAGCUAGGAGACAUGCAGAUCCUCCGCGGCUUCGACGAGAACGAGAAGCCUAUUCUGGAGGACAACACCACGCCCAUCACACUCAGGAUGCUCCUAACCCAUACCGUCGGCUUGGGCUACGACCUCAUGCCAGAUCUCCUUAAAUGGUCCAAAUCCAUAGGACGCACCGUGACAAACCUCUCGGGCACACUCGAAGGCUUCAAAACGCCCCUAUUCUUCGUCCCAGGAGAAGGAUGGUAUUACGGCACGGCCACCGACUGGGCAGGUCAAGCCCUGGAGCGCGUCACGGGGACCAGUCUCAGCGCCUACCUCACCGAACAUAUCUUUGAUCUACUCGGUAUGAAGGACACGGGCUUCUGGCCAGAUAAGAUGCCCCACGUCGCCGAGCGGACCGCCGCAUUCCAGAUCCGCGGCAGCGACGGAUCGUCUCUUAGUCUGGGGUCUAGUCCUCGCAACGUCAGUCCCAACGCAAUUGACAGCGGCGGCGCGGGUCUAUGGACCACCGCCAAAGACUACAGCCUCUUCCUAUCCGCGCUGCUGAAUAACACGCUCGUGAAGAAGGAGACGGCAGACGAGAUGUUCCGGCCGCAGCUUGACGAGCGACAGGCGAGACAAUUCGAGAAGCUCACGGCUGAAUGGGGCGGGUCGCUGGCGGUGGAGUUUGAGCUGGAUAUGGAGCUGAAUCACGGACUGGUUGGGUGUAUCAACAUGCGUGACGUGCCGGGGAAGCGCAAGAAGGGGAGUCUGCAGUGGAGCGGCAUGUGUAACAGUCAUUGGUGGCUGGAUCGGGAGACGGGCGUUGCCGGGGUGCUUCUUGUUCAAUCCCAGCCUCAUGCCGAUCCAGUUGUGACGAGGUUGUAUGAUGAUUUGGAGCGAGCUGUCUACGGCGAGCUUCUUAGAACAUCGUAG